AUGGCCUCCGCAAACCCACCUCCGAUCCCCAAAACCCGCACCAGCGGCAGUCCCGGCCUCGACCAUGGCCGCACCGUCUUCUCCACCGAGCGCUUCGGCGCCGGCGAAACCAUCGCCAUCCUUGAAAACCCUCUGCUCGCUCUCCCCGACGACGCCAACAUGCGUACAACCUGCAACUACUGCCUCUACGUCAGUGGCACGAUCGAGUUCGAGGGCGACGUGAAAGCCGGGCCGCGGACGUGCAAGGCGUGCACGGGCUGCAAGGCAGCCGUGUACUGCAACGCCGAGUGCCAGCGGCAGCACUGGAAGCUGGUGCACAAGGCCGAGUGCAAGAUGUUCAAGCGGAUCCGGGAGCGGACGGGCAAAGAUUGGGUGCCGACGCCCGUGAGGGCGGUGGCGCAGGUCAUGUUGUUGUUGAAGGCUGGGGAUGAGGAGGUUACUAAGGCGUUUGGGCCGGGGGGCACGUUAGAGAGUAAUGUGGAGGGGUUCAAGACUGAUGAGGAGCUGUGGAAGGAUUUUGAGUUGCAGGCGACGGGUGCGGUGGUUUAUGCGGGUUUGUUGCAGAGUGAUGAGACGUUGAAGCAGGCUAUGGAGGUUUUGUGCAAGAUCCAAACGAAUGCGUUCAACAGGUUUGAUGCCGACACCGGACAGGCUGGUAUCUAUCUUCACCCUAGUCUUUCUAUGGUGAAUCACUCUUGCGUGCCAAACGCGUACAUCACCUUCGAGAAGCGCAAAGCUUUUCUCAAAGCGGAACGGGAUAUCGAACCGGGCGACGAGAUUCUGAUUUCAUACAUCGAUCACACAGCCCCUCGCCGCGCAAGGCAAGAGUCACUUCGACUCUACCACUUCCAGUGCAACUGUGUUCGCUGCAAAGACGACUUAAAUGUCUACGAAGUGAUCCAGGCUUGCGGAGUCUCUCCAGGUGUCAAAUGGUUGAAUUCCGCCACUUUCCAGCCCGAUGUCGCCAGCCUGAUUCCUGCUUACAUUGAAAGGUCAAAGAAAGUACUAAAAUCGAAGAUCGAGGAAAUACACUGGAAGUUUGUGGGCUAUCGAUCCCCUUCCUGCCACAAUUCUCAACCUAGCUACCAUGUGGGAUCUAACCGCACCACGUUGGCCAAGGCGCUUCCUCUGCACUGCUUCCUUGCCGUGGAAUCCUGGCCCUUCAAGUAUCCCGAAUCAUUCGCGCCAUUCAGGGUCAAAACGUUGAUGACAAUUGCAAAGCUCUUGUCCGCGGCUGGAGAUCUGACCUAUAGCGGCGAUCUUGCUCGGUAUUGCGACCACGAGGGUGUUAUUGGGGUUCUGGCAACGGUCGACAUUGUUUCUCUCACCGAGGUGAUUCUCCGACUCGUCAGACAGAACGGUGUAAUAGGAGGUGUGGCAUCGUGGGAUGUCAUGUUCGGAACCCAAGAAAUGUUGCGUGACAUCGGAGAUCUGCAGGACCGCGACGAAAAUGAGGCCGCUAUGGUCAAGCAUUGGGCAAACGACUUGCAAGAUCCUGCGAGCAAGGCUUUCUGGGAAGACGUUGUGCUGAAGCCGAUCAAACAGCUCGCGAGUUUCGCGAUCGAGAUUAUCGAGGCUGAGCUGGGAGACAACAAAAGCCUGGCUCGCAAGUGA
This is a messenger RNA of Sordaria macrospora k-hell, 1614 nucleotides long. The record is from RefSeq and is a predicted model, not a curated record. Lineage: Eukaryota; Fungi; Ascomycota; Sordariomycetes; Sordariales; Sordariaceae.